Molecule: messenger RNA, 3345 nt
Organism: Euleptes europaea (tarantolino)
Lineage: Eukaryota; Metazoa; Chordata; Lepidosauria; Squamata; Sphaerodactylidae
Gene: PCDH12
Product: protocadherin 12
Exons: 4
Coding region: 4-3345 (1113 amino acids)
Biological process (GO): homophilic cell-cell adhesion
Cellular component (GO): plasma membrane
Molecular function (GO): calcium ion binding
Source: RefSeq, a predicted model, not a curated record
AGGAUGUUUUUGGGGCUGUAUGUUCCAGUUCUGUGGUGGUCUUUCCUUCUUUUGGUGGAUUGUCAGGAAGUCACUACCUUCACCGUGCAGUACCAGGUGCCGGAGGAAGCGCAGUCUGGGACGGUGUUGGGCAGGUUGUCUGAGGAACUGGGCUGGGCGGAGGGCGGCCGGACCGCAGGAUCCUUCCAGUUGCUGCAGCCCUCCGCUCUGCUUCCCAUCCAGAUGGACUCUCAGGAAGGUUUGCUACGCACCGCGGGGAGGCUGGACAGGGAGCAGCUGUGCCCCCACAGAGACCUCUGCCUCAUCUCCUUCAGCGUCCUCGCUGCCAAAUACCUAGCCCUGAUCCACGUGGAGAUUCACGUCUUGGAUAUCAACGACAACGGGCCUCAGUUUCCUCAACCGGCGCUGGAGCUGGAGAUAUCGGAAAGUGUACUGUUACAGACGCGAAUCCCUUUGGAUCGAGCCGUCGACCCGGAUGCCGGCUCGAACGGCCUCUGUUCCUACCUCUUGUCACCCAGCGAGCACUUUGCCUUGGAGGUCACGUUUGGUUCUGAUGGAACUCAGCAGGUGGAGCUCGUGGUUGUUAAAGAAGUGGACCGAGAGCUCUACUCCUCUUUCCUUUUGACCGUGACUGCCGUUGAUCACGGCGAGCCCCCCCGAUCCGGGAGUACCUUUGUGAGGGUGACCGUGUUGGACUCCAACGACAACAGCCCGACGUUCACCCAGAGUUCUGUGACUGUCGAAAUUCGGGAAGAUGCUUCGAUGGGGACCUUUUUGGUCAACCUCACCGCCACAGAUCCAGACCAAGGCCCCAAUGGAGAGAUCGAAUAUUCCCUCAGUAAGCACACUCCUGCGGAGGUGCUUAGAACGUUUGCUAUCGAGAGCCGGACAGGCCGUGUUCUCUUGCAGCAGCCGCUGGACUAUGAGAAAAAAACUAGCUAUGAGGUGGAUGUACAAGCCCGAGACCACGGAGCAAAUCCCAUCCCAGCCCACUGCAAGCUUUCGGUCCGCGUUGUGGAUGUCAACGACAACAGGCCGGAUGUUCAUGUAAUCUGGGCAGGACAGGCAGCAACGGUGUCAGAGGCUCAGCCCAAGAACAGUUUUGUGGGUCUGGUGAUACUCUCUGACCCCGAUGCUGGCAAUAACGGGAAGGUGGAUUGCUAUAUUAGCCAAGGGGCUGCGCAUUUCUCCUUGAGAAGGAUCAACCCCAGCAGCUACAUGCUGCUCACCAUUGCCCCCCUGGACAGGGAGAGCCGGGCAGAGCAUAACCUGACCUUGUUCGUCCAGGACCGGGGGGCCCCUUCGCUGGCUGCCACCAGAGAUUUCACUGUCCACGUUGGCGAUAUCAAUGACAACGUGCCCUUCUUUGAAGCAAAUCUGUACCAUGUUUCUGUGGCUGAGAAUAGCACCCCCCCUUCCGCUUUGCUGGCAGUCAGGGCUCAUGAUGCAGAUGCAGGCCUCAAUGGGAAAGUCACUUACACUAUCCCCGAUGGGGUGGUUUCGGAGUGGCUCGCUAUUGAUGCUGGCACCGGGGAAAUCUGGACCCGUACAGCUUUUGAUGCCGAAAAGAUGGCCGGCUUUGAGUUUAUUGUCACGGCUCAAGACGCAGGCCAGCCGAAGCUGUCGUCUAAUGUUUCUGUCAGGGUCACGGUGCUCGAUGUGAACGAUAACGUCCCGGUUAUCGUAGAACCCCCGGUGGAGGGCGGGCGGGCAAGUGUCCCUGUCCUUGUGGACGUGGGCACUGGUCACGUUCUGGGGCCCGAAGGAGAAAAGGGUUCUGACUUAGUCCCUUCUCCCCUGCUCUUCACCAUCUCUGCCACAGAUGCAGACUCUGGCUUAAACGGCGCACUUAUUUACAACCUGAUGAGCGGCAACGACGCUGGCCUGUGUGUCCUUGAUCCCCGCUCAGGGCAGGUGUAUCUGAACAGCAGCGAUGCCAGCUUCCUAGUGGGCCGCGAAUGGGACCUGGAAGUGUCUGUGAGUGACCGAGCGGAGAAGCCACACUGCACCAGAGUCCAGGUGACGGUGACGUUCGCCAGUCACCGUGAGGACAUGCCAGAUUCUUCCCCCGUCUCUCAGCCCCUCAGCCCCUCUGCCGUAAUCGGGAUUUGCCUUGUGGCGCUGCUUGCCAUCUUCCUGGUCAGCUUGAAGCUGGCGGUGUCUCUGUGCAAAAGGGAGAAACACGGCAACAUGACGUACAACUGCCGGGAGGCAGAGCACGCCUACAGCCAGCAGCAGCCGAAGAAGCCCCCCAAACCCAUCCGGAAAUCAGACAUCCACGUCGUGCCCGUGCUUCAGCGAGGGGACGCUGAGCAACCACCGCCCGGGUUCGAGGUUCCCCCAGAAGCUGUUCGGGUCGGCGUCUCCGAGAUUCCCUGCCACAUGACCCCAACUCUGUUCAGGACCCUCCGGAACCAGAGAAACCAGAGCAGCCUCGCCGAGCAGGACGAGGGGUUUGUUCUCCCUGCGGUGCUCAAAGUUUCCAAACCUCCCCAUGCACAAAAGUGCAAAGCGCCCAGCGCGACAGACGUGCAGCUCGCCGGCGCACACCUGUGCGCCUCCUGCCCCAAGGACCCCUUGCCGGAAGCAGAUCCGCAGCACCAGGGCAGGUCCAGCCCUGAGGCCGACCUAGAGGAGGCCAGGAGCCGCCGGCACAUCCUCAGGAGCUUGGUGAGGCUUUCCAUGGCAGCUCUCGCCGAACAAGGCCCCGCAGGACAGCUGACGCUGGAAUCCGGCCCUGUGCAGCAAAUCUCGCAGCUGCUGUCUCUCCUGCACCAGGGCCAAGUGCAACCCAAGCCCAAUCACAAAGGCAACAAAUACACAGCCAAGCAGGCUGGCUGCAGGAACACCAGCCCACAUGCUGAGGACCUCGUCACCAAAAGGGGUUGCAGCAGCAAGCAUCCCGACUUUGCGCUGUUGGGAGAGGAACUAGAGGACCUCUUGGAUUCUCCAUCAGGGCUGGACCAGCUGACGGAAGCAGAUCCCACCUGGAUGGCCAGGUUGUCCCUUCCCCUCUCAGCCGACUACAAGGCUAACAUUGUCUCCCCGGGCUCUCUGCCGUUUCCGCCCAGCCAGGAAGCCGUGGGCAGAGGCGAACUCCACACUUUUGCGACCUUUGGCAAAGCUGCUGGGGGUGAGCCAGCCGAGCCCCAGCCGGCUAACUCCUUCCUCUCCGAGAUGAGCCACCUGCUUGAGAGGAUUCUGUCUCAGAAGGCCAACUCCCAGGAGGAUGUGUCCUUGGGGCUCUGGCAGCAACUCUCUGUGUGCGGCAGGACCUUGGAGCAGGAAGGGGGUGGGGUGGAGACGGCAACCAGCAAGGAGAUGGGUAGCGGUCUACAGGUAUGA